Moneuplotes crassus is the source of this 900-nucleotide messenger RNA. Lineage: Eukaryota; Ciliophora; Spirotrichea; Euplotida; Euplotidae. The record is from the annotation of a GenBank genome assembly.
UAAAAAGAGAGCGAAAUGGUAAAUGUAUACAUAGCCCACUACCCAAUUCACUUCAAGAACAGGAACUGAAGCGCGGCUACACUUCUGUGCCUGGUAAUUACAGUGCUCUUGGCUCUGCUGCCACUUAUACUAGCCAUAGCGACUAAUAAUUUUAUCAUAAGAGAGAAAGUGGCUUAUGAACAACCAGAUGUUAAAUUUACCAAUGAGUUUAUUGCGGAAGCCCUAAUUGGAACAACAGUUAAGCAAUAUUCAACAGUCGAAAAUAUCAAUAAGGAGUAUUCUAGCUUGAUUCAAAAUCCUCAGUUGACAGUGACACCUUUUGAUCGGAAUGAUGACCUUAAAGCAGAGACUCUAACUUUGGAAUUUGAGUUUUUCCAUUUAUCUACCGAGCAGGUCAAAGGUCUAAACUUGCUAUUCUACCUCCAAUAUACCCUUGGAGGAGAGAUUAAUACCCAAUUCAAAACUCUGGUCUACAAGUCAUUGACUGCUCCUCUUGAUGGAGGUAUUCAAUAUGCUCAAAUGAGAGGUGAUUUAGACCUCAAACAAAAGAAUCCUGUUGCUGAAGGAACUAUUAAAAGAGAACUUUACAACACUACUCUCGAAGAUGACUUCAAUGAUUACGGAAUUAGAGGAAUUCUCGAUCUCUAUGUUAGCAGAAACCAGACUACUGAAUAUACUGCUGAGCCAAUCAUCACCUCAAUGCCAGCUAAUGCUAAAACAACUUCUACAAAAGUAAAGAUGAUUAUAGAUGUGCCUCUUAUUCAGCCAGUUUGGCACUAUACAUCAGUGAUACAAGUACUUAAAUUAGCAUGGAUUGAGUUCUUCGCCUUGUUCAUCCCGAUCUACUUCAUUCUGUACGUCUGGCUGUAUGGCUUCUUCGUAAAAUCUAAUGUUGCUUAA